Pectinophora gossypiella (pink bollworm) is the source of this 1872-nucleotide messenger RNA. RefSeq lists its product as uncharacterized. The coding region runs from base 1 to 1467 and encodes 488 amino acids. NCBI's taxonomy places the organism in Eukaryota, Metazoa, Arthropoda, Insecta, Lepidoptera, Gelechiidae. The record is from RefSeq and is a predicted model, not a curated record. The transcript has 2 exons.
AUGCAGCAUAAUGAUAAUGAGAUGCAAACUGCCGCUUUUGAUGGAAGUUUAUUCAACUUAGAUGAUUUAAGUGUUAAUAUUCCAGAACUUUCCAAUGCAAAUAUCAACUUCGAUGACAUCACUAAUGUAGUUAAAAAAUGUUCAACUUCUAAUACGGAUUUAGCAAUAAUCAAUAAUCUCUUAGAAAAAGAUAACAACGAAAGUGAAGUUUUUGAUUUAGACGAAUUCAAUGAUUUACUUGAAACAGUUUCAUAUAAUGGCGAUAUUACGAACAAAGACGGUUCUUGUACUGAAGAAAAUACACUAAAAGAGGAAAAAAUCAAGGAGAUAGCUGCUUCCAGCAGGCAUUCGACAGACGAAUGUUUAAGCGAAUUUGAAAGCAUUUUAGACGAAUAUAGGGUCGAAAAAGGACAAUCGAUCGAUUCUCAAACAAUACAACCUGAAGCUGAAUCGUCUAUAAACGAGGCUCCCGUAGCACUGGUUGAGUCUGAAGAAAAGAAUAUUGAACUAAAACAACAAUCCAGUAUUGUUGAAGAAUAUCAAAUUAAUGAAAAUCAACAAACAAUAGAACCAGAACAAGAUGACGCAAGCAGUUCUAAAGGCAACCUUCAUAUUUCUGAAACUGAAAACAAAAAUGAACUACGCGGAACUAAGGAGAGGUUUCAUGAAUUCGCGCAAAUAGAACAUUCUACAGAUAAAAAUGAGAAUACUCCUACAAGUAACAAAGGACAUGACGAAUUGCUAAAUGUUGAUAAAAUUAAUGUAUCCAUAACUUCAAGUAAAAGCAUUAUAUCUAUAAGCUCAAACGAUACAGUAACUGAAGAUGUUUUAGAAGACAUUGAAGAUAUCAAAACUCUAGAUUCAGAUUCGGAUUGCGACGGCUACCAUUCGUCUGAUUUCGAGUUUAUUACUGAGGCCGAAGCGGAAUUGGAUGGACUUAUUAUAAAUUGCAGCAAAAAACAGCUUAAAACUCCAAAAAAGGGUGGAAAAAGUAAAGUUUUGGCUUUGGGAAUAGCUAAAGAGACAUCUAGCAACCAAGAAUCUUUGAAGAAUGAUAAGCCAGGGCUUAUACCGUCUACCAGCAAAGAUACUUUGCAAAACCAAGACCCUGAAGUACUGAAAAGACAAUAUCAAAACCAAAAAGCAUAUUACAUUCGUCUUAGACAACAAUACACUAUUAAAGAAAUGCAGAAUUCUCGUGAAAAUCACGUAAUACCAAAUGAUGGUGAUUAUGUCAGUCUAUUUCAAGGGUCAUUCGCUCCCGCAGACUUUCACUUUGUUGAGAAUAAGUCGGUUUUGCCGAAUACUAGUAUGAACGCGCAGUAUCGGGGUCUCGGGUUUGAUAUGGCGAUGUUAAGACAAGAACUUGAGGUGGAUCGUCAGUAUCAAGACGAAGCGAAGGAAAGUGCCAAGCGUAUCCUGGAGAUGUACCCUGGACUGAACAGGAAGAGGAGGCGAAGACAUUGAAGGAGAGAAUACUCAAACCACAUCUGUGCACCUCAUCGCACUUUCCUAUGCUUCUACCCUCUUGUUACCUACUUAAAACCGUCAUUUGCUAGAGCGAGAUAGCGAUCACACAGAUGAAUCGACGAGGCGAUAGCCGGGGCGAAUUAUAUUGAGCGCUUCAACCAAUAAACGAUAAGAAUGCUAUCCAUGUAGAUGGACGUCAAACGGCUAUUGGUCAAAGGCUUCGAUAUAAUUCGAAUUCGGCGCGAAUACUAAACCUAGCUCAGACGCUGGUGGGGAGCGGAGCCGUUCCAUACGUAGUAUAGAACGGCAACUCUCCGCUCUACUCUAUGGCUGUAUCACAUUUAUUUCGGAAUAGUUCUAUUACAUGUCAUAUGAAAGAUAUAAUAAUAAUGAUACUUAAGU